Molecule: messenger RNA, 1980 nt
Organism: Vigna umbellata (rice bean)
Lineage: Eukaryota; Viridiplantae; Streptophyta; Magnoliopsida; Fabales; Fabaceae
Product: 3-ketoacyl-CoA synthase 6
Biological process (GO): fatty acid biosynthetic process
Cellular component (GO): membrane
Molecular function (GO): acyltransferase activity, transferring groups other than amino-acyl groups
Source: RefSeq, a predicted model, not a curated record
ACCACCCUCUACCCUCUCUUAUUAUCAUCAUACCUUCUUCUUCUUCUUCUUCUCUUUCUUCCUCACUAAUUCAACAUGCCUCCAGUGUUGCCGGAUUUCUCCAACUCUGUCAAGCUCAAGUAUGUCAAACUUGGCUACCAAUAUCUUGUCAACCACAUUCUCACCCUCACUCUCAUUCCCAUCAUGAUUGCCAUCUCCGUUGAGGUUCUUCGUUUGGGCCCCGACGAGAUCCUCUCCCUUUGGAACUCCCUCCACUUCGAUCUCGUCCAAAUCCUCUGCUCGGCCUUCCUCAUCAUCUUCAUAGCCACCGUCUACUUCAUGUCAAAGCCUCGCACCAUCUACCUCGUUGACUAUGCUUGCUUCAAACCUCCCGUAACAUGCCGUGUUCCUUUUGCUACCUUCAUGGAACACUCCAGACUCAUCUUGAAGAACAACCCCAAGAGUGUCGAGUUUCAAAUGAGGAUUCUAGAACGUUCUGGUCUCGGCGAAGAGACCUGUCUCCCUCCCUCCAUUCACUACAUCCCUCCCAAACCCACCAUGGAGGCUGCCCGAGGUGAGGCCGAGCUUGUUAUUUUCUCCGCCAUGGAAUCUUUGUUCGCCAGAACUGGCCUCAAGCCCAAGGACAUAGACAUCCUCAUCGUUAAUUGCAGCCUCUUUUCUCCCACUCCUUCCUUGUCUGCUAUGGUCAUCAACAAGUUCAAGCUCAGGAGCAACAUCAAGAGCUUCAACCUCUCCGGCAUGGGUUGCAGUGCUGGCCUCAUAUCCAUUGACUUGGCACGUGACCUUCUUCAAGUCCACCCCAAUUCGAACGCCGUCGUCGUCAGCACUGAGAUCAUAACUCCCAACUACUACCAGGGCAACGAGCGAGCCAUGCUUCUUCCAAAUUGCUUGUUCCGAAUGGGGGGUGCUGCUAUUUUGUUGUCGAACCGUAGGUCCGAACGUAGGAGAGCCAAGUACAGGUUGGUACACGUUGUUCGAACACACAAAGGUGCUGACGACAAGGCCUACCGUUGUGUGUUUGAGGAGGAAGACAAAGAAGGGAAGGUGGGGAUUUCACUCCAGAAGGAUCUCAUGGCUAUUGCAGGUGAGGCUCUCAAGUCUAACAUCACCACCAUGGGUCCUCUUGUGCUUCCGGCUUCCGAGCAGUUACUCUUCCUUCUCACUCUCAUCGGGAGGAAAAUCUUCAACCCCAAAUGGAAGCCUUAUAUUCCUGACUUCAAACAAGCGUUUGAGCACUUCUGCAUCCACGCCGGUGGGCGUGCUGUGAUCGAUGAGUUGCAGAAGAAUCUUCAGCUUUCUACUGAACAUGUGGAGGCCUCUAGAAUGACCCUGCACAGGUUCGGAAACACUUCCUCUUCUUCUCUCUGGUACGAGCUGAACUACAUUGAAUCAAAGGGAAGGAUGAAGAGAGGAGAUAGGGUGUGGCAGAUAGCGUUCGGGAGUGGGUUUAAAUGCAACAGUGCUGUGUGGAAGUGCAACAGAAACAUCAAGACACCUGUUGAUGGGCCUUGGUCUGAUUGCAUUGAUCGUUAUCCAGUCCACAUCCCUGAGAUCGUUAAGCUCUAGGGGGAGAAUCGAAUCAAAGAACGAAAAAGAAAGGAAAAAAAGAAAAGAAAUCGGUUAUUAAUUUGGUUUCAGUAUGAAAUGGAUGAGUACUCAUGACCCUUCUCUGCUGUAGCCGAACCACAGAUCUCAUUUCUCAGUCAUAUUGGUCAUUUUAUCAUAUCAUAUCAUAUCCCACUUUUUAUAUAUAUAUAUUUGUUUUCCCCUUUUUUUCCUGUUUAUUUUCCAAACAAUUACAGGGCCUCUAGUGAAUUUGCAUAGACAUAGCCAACAGGGGUUAUGUAUGUGUUUAUUCAUGAAUAGGUGCAACAUGUAAGGGAUACACAGUUGAAUUUCAAGUUUGUAUUUGCUUGGACUAUUAUUGAAAGCUUGUAAUUAGGACUUGAAAAAUGUGAUUAGAAGUGUUUUGCUUGUUGU